Messenger RNA from Rosa rugosa (rugosa rose), 740 nucleotides. Its product is annotated as B3 domain-containing protein At1g49475-like. The record is from RefSeq and is a predicted model, not a curated record. Gene Ontology annotation, molecular function: DNA binding. The transcript has 3 exons. Lineage: Eukaryota; Viridiplantae; Streptophyta; Magnoliopsida; Rosales; Rosaceae. The coding region runs from base 6 to 740 and encodes 244 amino acids.
CAACCAUGACUUCUCUUUGCCGGAAGAAGGAUCCUGGACAAAAGUUUUCUCCUACCAAAUGCAGUUUACUUAGGUCUAUUUCGGAGGACAGUCCCACUACAUACCUCAAAAUUCCUAGGAUUUAUUUGAAGAAAUGUCGGGAGAAAUAUGAAAAAGAGCUAUCAAAGGUUAUACAUCUUAAGCUUCCAUGUGGUACAGAAUGGAAAGUAGAAGUCACAGAACACAAAGGUCACUUUUGGUUCGAGAAGGGUUGGGAAGAUUUUUUCAAGUUUUACUCGCUACAGUCCAACGGCUCGAUAGAUUUUCAAUAUGAAGGGAAUUCCAGAUUCAAAGUUAAAAUCUAUGAUAAAUCAAAAAUAGAGAUUGACUAUCCUAUCAAAAGCACUGAUAUGCAAGAAAAUGGUGUAAAUGAUCAUUCUCCACUGGCUAGUCCUCCACAGCCUCAAAAGAAGAAAGAAGCAACUUCAAGUGGUGGGAAAGAGGAUCUUUCUGCCAACAAAGAUGAGGGAGGCAAAUCUAGUACUACUCAAAGAUCCCUAAAACCAGCCGAGGUUCCUAUGAGGAUGGACUCCUCGGCUACAGGUGGAAAAGCUACAGCUCUUCAGAAAGCUAAUGAAUUCAAGUCCAGAAACCCUUCCUGUUUCUUGGUUACCAUGCACUCCUCAUAUAUCAAAGGACAUAGGCUCGUAAGUUCUGCACUAAUAGAUCUUGUCAGUGUUAUUAAGCAAUUUAAAAAAUAA